Gadus morhua (Atlantic cod) is the source of this 7477-nucleotide messenger RNA. RefSeq names its product KIAA1217 ortholog. NCBI's taxonomy places the organism in Eukaryota, Metazoa, Chordata, Actinopteri, Gadiformes, Gadidae. Gene Ontology annotation, cellular component: cytoplasm. The transcript is spliced from 21 exons. The coding region runs from base 16 to 6168 and encodes 2050 amino acids. The record is from RefSeq and is a predicted model, not a curated record.
CAGUCCCUUCAGAACAUGCUCUGUUCUCUGCACUCUGAGCUCGACCUCCAGACCUACCUGGUGAAAAUACAGCAGCCCCUCACAAGCAGGAGCCCGAAGCUCGGCGGCGCCCCCUGUGGUGAGGAGGCGGAGCCUAUGUCUGUGACGUCGGUUGAGACGAUGGACACCAUGUCGGAGGGCGACGCCCCCCCGGCGUUCACCCGCGGCAGCCGCGUGCGCGCGAGCCUGCCCGUGGUCAGGUCCACCAAUCAGACCAAGGACCGGUCGCUAGGUGUGCUGUACCUGCAGUACGGGGAUGAGAGCCGGCAGAUCCGCAUGCCCAACCAGAUCUCCAGCGUGGACACGGUCAGAGCCAUGUUCGUCGGAGCCUUCCCCCAGCAGCUCACCAUGAAGAUGCUGGAGUCCCCCUCCGUGGCCGUCUACGUCAAGGAUGACAUGAGGAACAUGUACUACGAGCUGGCGGAUGUUAGGAACAUCACGGCCCACUCCUGCCUCAAGGUCUACCACAAGGACCCCGCCCAGGCCUUCAGCCAGACCCCCCGGCCCAGCAACGGGGACCCCGGCAGGAUGCCCCGAGAGGGGAUGUACGCCGGGCCGCCCCCCCUCCGCCAGCCCCCGCUGGGCCCCCCCCAGCACCCCUCCAUGUCUGGGGGGGGCUCCAUGUCCCCCUCCACGCCCACCUCCUCCGUGCCCUCCUCCCCCUCCCGGAUCCCCUUCGGGAUGCCCCGCCAGGCCCCCCUCCCGGCCGGGGGCCCCGGGCCCCGCCACCCGGGCCCCGGCCCCCAGGCCCGCUCCGCCUCGCCCUGCCCCAGCGCCAUCCUGGAGCGCCGCGACGUCAAGCCUGACGAGGACCUGGGGGCCCGGGGCCACGCGGGGGCCCACGCUGGGGGCCACGCGGGGGGCCACGCUGGGGGCCACUCGGGGGCCCACUCGCUGGGCCGGGGGGGCGAGCCCCUGUACGCCGACCCCUACCUGCUCCAGGACGGCCGGAUGACCCUGGGCCACGCCGGCCACGAGGGGCCGGACCACUCGGGCCUGGGGGGCUACCACCGCGCCUCCAUCCGCUCCACGGGCUCCUACGGGGGCCCCAGCCCCACCCACGACACGGUGGACCACCCCUCCCUCUACCGCCAGCGCUCGCGCAACAGCGGGCUGCCCACCCUGGGCUCCAAGACGCCGCCCCCCUCCCCCCACCGCAUGACCGAGGUCCGGAUGAUCGACCUCCACGGCGGGGGCCGCCCCCACGGCGGGGCCCCCCACGGCGGGGCCCCCCACGGCGGGGCCCCCCACGGCGCGGCCCCCCACGGCGCGGCCCCCCACCCGGGGCAGCACCAACACCACGGCGGGGGCUCCCCGCUGGGCGGGCCCCUCCACGCCCCCCUGGAGCGCAGCUCGUCCCAGCGCCAGUCCUUCAGGAAGGAGGAGGCCCCGGGGGGGGGGGCCAGGGGCCGCGGCGGCCUGCCCCCCCCGGGGGCCCCGGACACCCCCCAGGGGCCGGGCCAGGCCGGGCCGCACCCUGCCGCCAACGACCCGCAGACACGAGAGCGAAUGAAGGCUAUGGAACAACAGAUUGCCAGCUUGACUGGUCUUGUUCAGCAUGCACUUUUAAAGGGGCCAAACACAGGUAGCACCAAAGAAACAACCAGCGAGAGACCUUCCAUGUCCUCAUCUCCAGCCCAGAGCAUCAACAGCACAGUCUCAGGUGGAUCUCCGGUGCUCAGUGUUAGGAACGCUCCGGUCCAGUUUGAUCCGGCCCUUGGUCUGAGGAGCGCCCCGGUCCAGUCUGAUCUGGUCCCGGGUCAGAGGAAGGCCCCGGUCCAGGCAGCGGAGAAGAGCUGGCGCCCCCUGCAGGUCAACCUGAAGAGCUUCAGGAAGAACAUCUCAGACCUGAGAGUCCAACUGCAGCAGAUGAGACAGCAACAGCUUCAGAACCAGGAGGAGCUGAGGCAGCAGCUGAAGUGGGCGGAGCAGGAAGUGGGGGCGAAGCUGGCUGAGGCCCUGCGGCGGGCGGACGAGCCGGCCCACAGACAGCGCACCCUGGUGGAGGAAGACCGGCUAAAGUACCUGGGCCUGGAGCAGGACGUCCUGUCCCAGCUGGGGGACCUGGAGCGGUAUGUGGACUCCCUGCAGAGGGACCAGGGGGGUCCGCCCGGGCGGCCGGUGUCCCUGCGGGAGGUGGAGGAGGGGGCCGUGUCCCUCAGGAAGGUGGGGGAGGGGCUGGCCGGACUCAAAGGCGAGUUCCCGGGGCUGCAGGGCAGCAUGCGGACGGUGCUGCGGGUGGAGGUGGAGGCGGUGAAGUUCCUGAAGGAGGAGCCGCACAAACUUGACAGCAUGCUGAAGAGAGUGAGGAGCCUGACGGAGACACUGGGCUCUCUGAGGAGGUACGCUACUGAGGUCUCCGCCCACAGCGCCGUGAGACCGGCCCCUGGGGGCCCCAUCUCCACCCUCACCACCUCCUCCACCAGCACCACCACCUCCUCCACCAGCACCACCCUGCUGGCAGAGCCCCCCAGAGAGACCCCCAGGGAGCCCCCCUGCCUCGCCGCCUCGUCCGGCCAGACGGAGGCGGAGGCGGCCCCCCUCCCGGCGCCGCGCCCCCCGGUGAAGCCCCCCUCCUCCCUCAUGGUGGUCCAGCACGCGCAGAGCUCCCCGGUCCUCAUUCAGCACAGCCAGACCUCCGGCAGCCCGCAGGGGGUCCCGGCCGACGCCCCGGGCCCCCUGACCCCCAAGGCCAGGGCCCCGGAGCCGGCCAGGAAGCUCCCCGGCGGCGGCGGCGGCGUGCUGAACAACGGGUCGGGGACCAGGCAGGACAUCAUCGAGGAGCUGCAGACCAGCCAGGGGAGGGGCAGAAGCCGCGCCCUGUCCAUCGAGGCAGCGGAGAAGGAGUGGGAGGAGCGGAGGCAGAACAUGGGUCAGUACGACGGGAAGGAGUUUGAGAAGCUGCUGCAGGAGGCGGAGGCCACCAUGAUGAAGGGCGCGCCCGUCUCCCCCACGGCCUCUGCUGGGGGGGAGGAGCCAGGACACCCGGCCAGCCCUGCGACCACGCCUACAGACCCCCAGCCAGACGGGGCCGCCGAGAAGCAGCCCCGCCCCGGACCCGAGAGGAACGACCGGCCCUCCAGACCCGCGGUCCUGGAGAGACCCUCCAAGACCCCCGGCCCUAAACCCGCUCACCCCGCAGAGAAGACCCCAAAGACCGUCUCCGAGAAGGGCUGCAAGUCCCCACCGCCUCCCCCCCCCAGGAAGACCUACUCCGGGUCCAUCCCCGGGUCUGGGUCCGGGCUCACCACCACCCGGUCCGGGGAGGUGGUCUUCACCAGCAAGAGGUCCUCGGGUCAGGAGGAAGAGGAAGAUGCCCCUCCUCCUCCUUCCCCCAAAAAUACACCUUUCAAGGUGUCACCUGUGGCCACACCCACUCCCAUGCUGGCCGACGCCCCACCCAAGACACCCAAUCCUCCUCCCCAUCCAGAGCCAAUCACAGAAGGGGAGGAUGAUGGGGAAAAUAUCAUGGCAGAACUACAGGUGUUCCAGAAGUGUCCUGUAGGGGGCGUACUUGUUGAGCCUCAGGUCAAAGAGCUCAGAGCUGGGGCCCUCCCAGCCCUCAAAGAGAAAACAAAGCAGACUUCAGAUCCAGCCAAGGAAAAAGAGGAUAAAAGUCCGGACACGGAUGAAAACGGAAACACCCAAUCCCGCCAGAGUCCCGCGGUCAUUUACUACGUGACCGGUCAGAUCACCAAAGAGCACCCCCCGUCGACCACGCCGGAGGAGUCCACUGAACGCAGCCGAGAGUCCACCUUUCCCCCAUCCCAGGUGUCAAAUGUCAAUGCUAACGACCAUUUCCCAAGCCAGCUACCGCAGUCGCAGACUCCACCCAAACCACCACCCAAACCGUCGGCUCGCUCUCCCCCAGUCUCUCCCCCUGCCGUCUCUCCUCCUCCCACCUCUCCAACCUCGAGCUCUCCUCCUCCCAUCUCCCCAAAACCCGUGGGGUUGAUCGGCUUCAAGCUGCCCAGGAAGCAGAUAAAACGCUCCGUGUCCCUGAAGAGCGACCGCGGGACCGAGGUGGAGAAAGGAAACCUCAUCCUCCUCAACCAAAUCAACAACGAAAAAAAGUUAAAGUCCUCGGUGGUCCAGGAGACCAACAGUAAGAGUAUCAUAGUAGAGUCUGUGUCCACCUCCACUGUGGAAACCCCCAGAGAGCUGCCCACCGUCCCCCUCCCAGAGAAGGCCCCGGCUGAGGCAUCCGACCGGCCCAGAGAUCCACAUAAGGGACGAGAUGAGGGGGCAGGUCUGAGCCCAGACCUCCCUGGAGAAGAGGCACCUCCGCCGCCAGACAACAUUGCCUUCAUGAUCACCAGCAGCAAGGUGCAGGCUCUGUCCUGUGGAGAGUACAAGGAGCUGGUAAACUCCAAGAAAGGCAAUGUCCAGACCCUCACGGUGGGCGAGUCCGGAAAGUGGGGCGACCUGACCGGAGGCGAGGACGCGGACGCCGCGGGCACGCGCGAUUACAGCUUCAACAAGAAGCCGGUGAUCAUCAUCUUCGACGAGCCCAUGGACAUCCGCUCGGCGUACAAGCGGCUGUCCACCGUCUUUGAGUGCGAGGAGGAGAUGGAGAGGAUGUUGGGGGAGGAGCGCAUCGACGAGGAGAGCGAAGGGUCCGAUUCUGAUAGGAGUGGUGCUCAGCAGGUUACUGGAGGAGCAGGGAGUGACGUGUCCCUGAAGGCCAGGGGGCAGUCUCUGGCCAACCGAGGGAGCCUGUCCUCCUGCUCCUCCUCCUCUAGCGCUGAGCUAGCGGACGGAGCCGGGAACUCCAACGAGUCCAACGGAGAGGGCAAGCAGGACGGCAAGAAGAAGUUCAGGUUCAAGUUCCCCAAGAAGCAGCUGGCCGCGCUGUCCCAGGCCAUCCGCACGGGAAGCAAGUCGGGCAAGAAGACCUUGCAGGUGGUGGUCUACGAGGACGAGGAGGAGACGGACGGCACCGUCCGACAGCACAAGGAGGCCAAGAGGUUUGAGAUUCUGCGCACUGACGAAAACCCCGUCCCGGUUUCCACUUCCAUCCCGGUACAACGGGACAACUCGGAUUCCUUGCAACGGACCAGCGAGAUCCGGAAGAGCACCUACAAGACCCUGGACAGCCUGGAGCAGACCAUCAAGCAGCUUGAGACCACCAUCAGCGAGAUGGGCCCCUGCUCGCCCGAUGAGCACAGGGCCGAGGAGAAGAUGGGAGAGAAGAAGAGCUCAGAGGGCCUGAAGAGAUCCGCUUCUCUGCCCACCUCCAGGAUGUCCGGUCCUAAGGUCACCCUACCCCUCAAGAGCUCCCUGCGGAAGAAAAGCAAGCCCCAGCUCCUGCCUCGGCCCGUAGUCGCCCCCACCGCUACCUCCACUCCUGCCCCCAGUUCCCCAGCCAGCGUUAAACAACAGAGCCUCGUUUCUCCUACUAGUCGGAUGCCCGUCCCCUUGUCCACGAAGGCCCGGCAGUCGCCCGGUAACACCGAAAAGCCAGCAAAACAACCCAAACUACCGGAUGCUCAGAGGCAGUUCCGACAGAACAAAAAAGGAGAGAUGGCAAAAAGACGAGUGAGAUGUUCCCCCGUCACUCACUGCGUGGUCGCUCCCUUUCCCAUCACAGGUAACGGGAGUGCUAAGCGAGCGGAUCAUAAAGCGCCCUCCCCUUCUGUCUCUAAAAUCCCUGCUUUUUAUCCUAGCACCACUAAAGGCACCCACGCCCCCAACCCGGAUGCAACUAACACCAAUAACCCUUCCUCCUCUUCUUCCUCCUCCUCCUCUUCCUCCAACAACAAGUCCUCCCUCCCCUCCCCCCACCACCCUCCCCGUUCCAGCUCCUCCUCCUCCUCCCCCUCCUCCUCGCAACUCCCCUCCCUCUCUAACGGAAACCCUAAACUCACUCCUGCUACUCCCUCACAGCACGCCGGUAAAACUCUCUCCCUCUCCUCCCCCCAGACCCAAAACAUAAGAGUGCACUCCUACUCCUCUUCAUCCUCCUCCUACUCCUCCUCCUCCUCCUCCUCUCCCUCCCCUCUGUCGCCAACCCCCCUGGGUCCGGGCGGGAGGAGCAUUCGCACAAUACACACGCCCAGCUUCACCAGCUACAGGUCUCACAACGGCUCCAAGUCCUGCAUCCCUACCGCAACUAAGGACUCCAACUAGCGCUAGCGCCCUGACGUUCCAGCACUAGCUCCAGCACUGUAGCGCCAGCUUCGUAGCACCGGCACCAUUGCGACAGAACUGUUGCACCCCCCCAACCAACGCGUUAGCUUAGCAUUGCUCUAGCGCCAGCUCCAUAGCGCUAUCCCCAUAGUGAAGUAGCACCGUGGCGCUAGCACCGUAGUGUUAGCCUAGAGCUAGCACCAUAGCAACAGCACCAUAGCAUUAGCCUAGCACUAGCACCAUGGAACAAGCAUCAUUGUAUUAGCACCCUAGCCUAGUACCGUAGCAUGUUAUCCUAGCGUUGCCCCUCCAGCUCCCAGGGCUAACGGCUAAAUUUGCUUUGUUUUGCUAUUUUGUUUUUGUUUUGUUUUGUUCUCCAUCUUGUUUUUUGAAUAGUAUUAAGCAACGCACUCUUCCAUGCUUUUAGUUCUCACCCCCCAGUGGUGUCCUUGUGCCACUGCAGUUGUAUUUUCCCGUUUUUGUAUAUUAAGAUGAAACCGCUUUUACGAAGCGUUUUAAUGCAAGGGGAUUCAGAGCUUCAUGUCUCCUAGUUGAAUCAUUUUGUCUGUAAGUCUCUCGGGGGUCAGAGCUUUCAUGGGGUGGAAAACAAUAUUUUUUUCGGAAAAAAGAAUUUGAUGAUGUCGUAUUGUUGCUGUUCACAGAGACUGUCACGUAGACCUGUGUGUUUUGUUUUUUAAAUCAGAAAACUAAAUAAUCAUAGUCAUUUUUUUAUUUGCCGGACUUUCCUGUUAAAGCCUUUUUACAAACAUAGAGUGUGUAUCCAGAGCUUUUACUACAGCAUUAAUGCAAUAGUGUUGCAGAACAUCUGUCCGUAUGCACUGCCGUUUCUCCUCAAGGUGUUUCACUGCAUCAUGGUCGUCUCCAUGGCAGUGAGUCUCUUUGCCAAAGCCGUUGUACAGUGUGGUUAGAAGGCCCGUCUCCACUCCUGGGACUAGAUUUGAUGUCCACGCCCAGGGCCAAGGCCUGAUUUCAGUAGCUUUCUCUAGGAAAUGUCUCCGGACAUUUAUCAAUGGUCUAAAUGUAUGCAUUACUAAAACACAUGACGAUAAACUGUUCUACUAUGUGUACAUAGAAGCUUCUGGUGAGAAAUGGAGUAGUUUUGUUAACGUAACAAAGUUUAUUUGGAUGCACGCAUUGCGGGGAACCUUAUAGGGGAGAGUUGUAAAGGACUGUUUGCACAGAUAGAUUUUGUAAAUAUUUUGUUUUGUAAAGCUGUUAUCUCUAAAGCGACAUGGCUUUCAACUGUCUCAAUAAAGAUCUGCAUGCUUUGAAUGCAUUUACAUUACCA